GAGAGUGAGAGGGAGGGGGUUAGGGUGUCCUUACUGCCAGUCUCCCUUUUGCUCUCUCUCUCUCUUUCUCUCUCUUACACACACUUGUGUGUGUAAAUUGGCUCAAAGGCUUCGGUUUUCUGAAUUUUCAUCCAAUUCUCGAUUCUUUCACCUCACAAAUCUUGACAGAAAAUUGGCUCCUUGUGCUGAUCAAUCCUGUUGUUCUUUGCAUUUCCCAAUGGCGUUUGUUCUUCUACUCUGAUGUUAUUUAGAAGCUGCACCAUGAAAUUUGUAACAAAGAAAGGACUGAAAUCCAUCGUGCCACUUCGUUUAAAAGGAAAAUCCGCCACCCGUUUUUGUUUUUUCCCAAAAAUAAAAGCCGAAUAUGGGCCCGGAAACACACCCGUUUAUCUCAAUGUCUAUGACCUCACACCCAUGAAUGGCUAUGCUUAUUGGGCUGGCUUUGGCAUCUUUCACUCCGGUGUAGAAGUUCAUGGAGUGGAAUAUGCAUUUGGAGCUCAUGAUUAUCCGACUAGUGGUGUGUUUGAGGUUGAGCCACGACAAUGCCCGGGGUUUAAAUUUAGGAGGUCGAUAUUAAUCGGGACUACAUGUUUGAACCCAAGCGAGGUUCGAGAGUUCAUGGAGCAUCAUGCUGCAAACUACAAUGGUGACACGUAUCAUCUAAUUGUCAAAAACUGCAACCAUUUUUGCAAUGAUAUUUGCUACAAGUUGACUGGAAAGCAAAUCCCUAAAUGGGUUAAUCGGCUCGCUAAAUUGGGUUCAGCGUUUAGCUGUGUACUACCAGAAGCCCUAAAAGUGUCUACAGUGCAACACGAUCCACGAUGCUUAGCAUACCAGGGUGAGGGUGAGGGUGAGAGUGAGAUGCGAAGGCUAAGAAGCAGUAGUUUUAGUUGCCUAGCAUCGGUUUCAUCAAGGCAGAGACACUUGUCCACAUCUUCUUUGCUUUUGCAGUCGCCUUUGAAAGGGUGCUUGCCACCUUGGGAAUUGAGACGUUCUACCAACAACUCGUGUGCACAAUGACAAUUAGAUUUGGUUUUUUUCUUCUAAAAAAAAGGCGGUUUGAUCGUUAAUUAGUUGUGUAUUUGUAAUCAAACUACCUAUAUAAGUUUUAGGAGAACCAAUGUGUUUAUUGAUUGCACUAGUAGAGAAGAACCAAUGUGCUUAUAUGA
Lactuca sativa (garden lettuce) is the source of this 1169-nucleotide messenger RNA. Its product is annotated as deSI-like protein At4g17486. The record is from RefSeq and is a predicted model, not a curated record. Gene Ontology annotation, molecular function: deubiquitinase activity. Lineage: Eukaryota; Viridiplantae; Streptophyta; Magnoliopsida; Asterales; Asteraceae. Gene Ontology annotation, biological process: protein deubiquitination.